Molecule: messenger RNA, 1098 nt
Organism: Oryzias melastigma (Indian medaka)
Lineage: Eukaryota; Metazoa; Chordata; Actinopteri; Beloniformes; Adrianichthyidae
Product: protein Wnt-8a
Exons: 6
Coding region: 1-1098 (365 amino acids)
Biological process (GO): canonical Wnt signaling pathway; cell fate commitment; multicellular organism development
Cellular component (GO): extracellular region
Molecular function (GO): cytokine activity; frizzled binding
Source: RefSeq, a predicted model, not a curated record
AUGCCCCCUUCUUGGAAUGCAGCUGGCAUGGAACGAGUCAAUCUGCUCACUCUGUAUAUUUUCUGGCACAUUCACUUGACUUCUUCUUGGUCGGUGAAUAACUUUCUAAUGACUGGACCGAAGGCUUUCCUGACCUACGCCAACAGCGUCCAAGUGGGCGCACGGAUGGGCAUCCAUGAGUGCAAACACCAAUUCGCUUGGGAAAAGUGGAACUGCCCAGAGAAAACACUACAAUUAUCCACUCACAUCAGCCUCCGAAGUGCCACAAAAGAGACUUCUUUCCUGCAUGCGAUCAGCGCCGCGGGAGUGAUGUACACGCUCACCAAGAAUUGCAGCAUGGGGGACUUCGAAAACUGUGGCUGUGAUGACUCCAGGAUUGGUCAACCAGGGGGAAGAGGAUGGAUUUGGGGAGGCUGCAGUGACAAUGUGGAGUUUGGAGAGAAGAUAUCUAAACAUUUUGUUGACGCGCUGGAAGGUGGGCAUGACUCACGCGCAGCUGUCAACCUGCAUAACAAUGAGGCGGGCAGACUGGCAGUCAAGGCAACCAUGAGGAAAGCGUGCAAGUGUCACGGCGUGUCUGGAAGCUGCAGCAUCCAGACCUGCUGGAUGCAGCUGGCUGACUUUAGAGAGGUGGGGAACUACCUGAAGAUGAAACAUCAGCGGGCAAUGAAGCUGGAACUGGACAAAAAACCCGCAAAGGCGGGGAACAGCGCAGUCAACCGGGGGAUCAUUGCGCACACCUUACGGCGCAUAGCCAAGACUGAACUCAUUUACCUGGAGGAUUCCCCCAAUUACUGCGUCAAGAACCAAAGUCUGGGAGUGCAGGGCACCGAGGGACGUGAGUGCAUGAAGGGAGAGAAGAACUUGCCCCAGAAGGAGAAGAAAAGCUGCCGCAGUUUGUGCAACGAGUGCGGCUUCAGAGUGGUGCAAAAGCGCGUUGAAGUGGUGAGCAGCUGCAACUGCAAGUUUCACUGGUGCUGCACGGUCAGGUGCGAAAAAUGCAUGCAAGUGGUCACAAAGUAUUACUGCGCGCGCAAAGAAGGUGGGAAGAGACAGGUCAAUAAAACAAAGCGCAGGGACCGUGCGCAAAGACACUGA